AUGAUGAAGAAACAAAUGUAGAUUUUGUAGAAAACAAAUAAAAAGUUUCAAGAAUUACUAUAAAAAUAAGUCAAUUUUAAAAUAAAUUAAGAGAACUAAAUUACUCCAUUUAAUAAAUUAGGCCAAUUCAAAAUUGAAGGAUGGCUUGAUUGUUAACAUACUAAUACAAAAACUUAUUUAAAUUAGUGUGAGCUAAACAUUAAAUCGAAUGAAUAGGAUAAAAUCUAUUUAUUUAGUUUAAAUCGAGAAGUAAUUAAAUUGUUUACUUAUUUUUAGAUUGGUAGGUUUCAAUACAAAGGGGAAAAGACUUUAUAUUAUCUUCUAUAUGAAAAAUUCUUAGAAAUUCAUGUUGAAGUGAAUGAAGAUAUAUAGAAAUGCUCAUCUAAUAAAGAAUUUAAUGUUGUUCAAAUUUAAGUUGAAAUAAACCUAUUUGUUAACCCAUUUCUAUUUAAUCAAGAUAAUACUAUAUCUGAAUAAUCUAAAAUUAAAUUCAUCCUUGCUAUAUUAGAACUUCAAGAAUUAAUGAAAGCAUCCUUUUUAUUUUACUUAUAUCCAAUUGAAAAAAAAAUAUAAUUAUAGGGUCCUUGUUACUCUUAAAAUAUUAUUUUGAAAUGGAUGAUAGAAAGAGAAAAAAACUUAAGUUCAAUAUCUGAUCAAAAAUUUAGAGGUGGAGUAUUUGUUGAAAUUGAAUAAGGCUAUAUUUUUGAUAGAUUCUAUGAUUUAAUCAAUCACAAAGCAAGACUAUAAGCAAGAAAGAGUUAAACAUUAAUAAUUACAUUUGGUGAAUCAAUUGUUGAAUAGAAAUAAUUAGAUAUUCGUCGAAAAUAUCCAAACCUUAGUAGUUUAUGUAUUAAUGAAGGAACAAUAAUUAAUAAUUUUUUACAAUUUGAUUUUGUUAUUAUCUCAAUCGAUUAUGUAAAAAGAUAAUAUGAUCAGUUUAAGUUAUAGCAUUUGAAUACUAUUUUCUCUUUUUAAUGGAAAAGGAUAAUUGUUGAUUUAAGUAUUAUAGAGUCUCAAUUAAUCUACAAUUUGUAUUUUAUAAAUUUAUUAAACACUAAAUACAAGUGGAUAUAUUUAUAGAAAUUUGAUGAAUAAGUUAAAAGAACAUCUCUUAACUUUAUUUUAGAUUUCUUUAAUUUAGAGAGGAAAGCAUUUGAAAAAUAUUUUGCAAUAGAAAAUAAACCUUAAUAAGUAAAAAGACGUCUUUCAAAUAUUGCAACACAAUAAUAAUAAAUUCCAUUAUCUUAAAUAUCCAUAAAGAGUUAGAUUAUUUUAGUUGAUUUGAAUUAUGAAGAAUUAUAGUAAUAUAAUGAAAUAAGAUAUUAGAGGUUGGAAAAUGAUAUCAUAGAAGUAUAUGCUUAAAAGUUUAACUCUUUAAGAUAAUUAUGUUCUUUAGUUUAGUAAAAUAAAGAGUAAAAGUAUUGCAGUAUAUGUUUCAUACCAUUACAAGACUAUUAUGAAUAUUAGAUGUGUUCUCAUAAUUUUUGCCAUUAAUGUUUGCAACAUGCAUGUCUAUUAUGUGAUAAGAUUAUAAAUGAGAAUUAAUUUAAAAAAUGUAAGCUAUAAAAUACAUUUUAUAAUUAACAAAGUGUGGAAAAUAAACAGAUUAAACUAAUUCAAUUGAUAUAAAAUUUAAAAGGGAAAAUUGUGAUCAUCACACAAUAUCCGAAUAAAUUAGAAUAACUUAUAAAUAAUUCUACUCUAAGUUUAUACAAUGUUUAAGUAAAUAUAUCAAUAUUAUUUCUUAGAAUUUAUCAUCCGAAUUAGAAUUCGAUAGAAUAACAUAGUCAAUUAAUGAAUUUGAUGAGGAUAACAAAUAGACAAUUUUAAUCUUAAAUCCUAUAAUAAUAAGGGAAAAACUAAUUAUUAUAAAAUCUGCUCAUUAUCUAAUAUUUUAUGAUCAAAUUUGGUAUUGAUAAAUUAUUGAUUCUUAAUAGGGAUUUUAACUAAGAAGAGAGUAUAAUAUAGAAAUUAUACAAUGUUAGAGCCAUUUUUAAGUUGAUUGUCAAAGGAACUGUUGAAGAGCAAAUAGUCUUUCUUCAACAUUUGUAAAGCAAUAAAACAGGUAGAGAAGGUGUUCUAGAAAAUUAAAAUUUAAUUAAGACAAUACUUCAAUAUUAAUAAUAAUGA
Paramecium pentaurelia is the source of this 2130-nucleotide messenger RNA. The record is from the annotation of a GenBank genome assembly. NCBI's taxonomy places the organism in Eukaryota, Ciliophora, Oligohymenophorea, Peniculida, Parameciidae.